AUGGCCAAGUUAAACCCAAAUGAGGUAGAACAACAAUGCCAGCGAUGGAAAACAACUUUGAUUGGAUACGUUCUAGGGGGAAAUCCGUCGUUCAAAGAGAUGCUCAAAUUUGUCUAUGGCGUUUGGAAUCUAGUCACGACACAUACGGUCUUUCUACAUGACGACGGGUAUUUCAUUUUCAGAUUUGAAUCUGUGAAGGACAAAAACUUAAUUGUGCAAAAUGGCCCUUAUACCUUCAAUAGCAGACCUAUGGUAUUGAAGGAUUGUGAUCCGGAUUUUCAGAUUCAAAAUGAAUCUAUGAGGAUAGUUCCUGUAUGGGUCAAUUUACCCGGGCUGCCUGUUCAGUGUUGGGCCGAGGAAAACCUAGGUAGGAUUGCUAGUCUGUUAGGCAAACCUAUUUGCACUGAUAAGCUGACAACAGAAUGUGAAAGGAUUUCAUAUGCUAGAAUACUUGUUGAAAUGGACAUCACACAACCAUUACCAGAGGAAAUUCUCAUAAAAAAGCCAGAUGGGAGGAGCUGGAUGCAGAGAGUAGAUUUUGAAUGGAAACCAAAGUUUUGCUUGGAUUGCAACAAAUUUGGUCAUAGUACUGGUGAGUGUCAAUAA
Messenger RNA from Nicotiana tabacum (common tobacco), 606 nucleotides. RefSeq lists its product as uncharacterized. The record is from RefSeq and is a predicted model, not a curated record. NCBI's taxonomy places the organism in Eukaryota, Viridiplantae, Streptophyta, Magnoliopsida, Solanales, Solanaceae.